This is a messenger RNA of Colletotrichum destructivum, 1328 nucleotides long. RefSeq names its product Putative small-subunit processome, Utp11 protein. Gene Ontology annotation, biological process: rRNA processing. NCBI's taxonomy places the organism in Eukaryota, Fungi, Ascomycota, Sordariomycetes, Glomerellales, Glomerellaceae. The record is from RefSeq and is a predicted model, not a curated record. The coding region runs from base 116 to 928 and encodes 270 amino acids. The transcript has 2 exons. Gene Ontology annotation, cellular component: nucleolus; small-subunit processome.
CCCGCCUUCCAAGCCUAGGAUCGCCGGUGCAGGUCGUCGCCUUCAAAGAACGUCGAAUUUGCAGCCACGGAUACCUGUUUCGCACGUCCUAACAGAAGAAGCAAAAGAAACCACAAUGUCGUCGAUGCGCAACGCCGUCCAGCGGCGCUCCCAUAGGGAGCGUGCCCAGCCCGUGGAGCGCCAACGUUUCGGCCUCCUCGAGAAGCACAAGGAUUACUCCCUCCGUGCGAAAGAUUACAAUAAGAAGAAGGCGCAGAUCAAGUCCCUGCGCCAAAAAGCUGCCGAACGCAACGAGGAUGAGUUUUAUUUCGGCAUGCUUAGCCGCAACUCCAUGGGCUCGCGCCUCAAGGACGGCAGGAAGUGGUCUGGCACCGUAGCCGGCGACCGCGGCAACAAGGCUAUGGAUAUGGAAACGGUACGGCUUCUCAAGACGCAGGACGUCGGCUACGUGCGCACCAUGCGUAACGUCAUCUCCAAAGAGGUGAAGCGCCUCGAGGAGCAGGUCGUGUUAGUUGGCGGCAUCGAAGCGGCGAGCCAGAAUGGUGAUGAUGGGGACGACAGCGACGACGAUAUCGAAACGAGGCCCGCAGCGCCAAGAAAGAUUGUUUUCCUGGACGGCACGGAGGUCAAGGCAGAGGCCGCUCAGCAGGAGGCGAUGGACCUGGAUGGGGAUGGGAGCGACGAGGAUGAGUUCAAGGGAUUCGACGACGACAAGGAGGACGACGGCAACGACGACGCCCAGACACAGAAGGAAAAGACACUCCAGCGGUUACGGCUGCAACUACAAAAUGCGAAAAAGAAACUCAAGGUCCUCAGCAAGGCGGAGGAGGGCCUCGAGAUACAGCGGGCCAAGAUGGCCAAGACGGCGACCUCAGGCGGUACGACGAAGAAGGGCAAGAAGAUCAUGGUCCGGACGCGCAAGCGGUAAACCAAGAGUGGUGUGUUGUACCUUGGAAAUUGGGCGGCUGGCGGUUGGCGAACAAAAGUUUCGGUUGCGUUUUUUCGGGGGUUUCCCCGCCUUCUUCUUUCCCCGUUUCUUCAUUUCAGUCCUAUUAUCUGAGCGUUUAUAGGGGAAAAGACAGCCCAGGCUUAGAAACGUCGUCAUGCGAUACCCAGGCACCCCGGAGUAUGGAUCUAGAUGUACAAAGAAAGAAUAUCAUCGCUCAUGUCCUUCUCCGUGCAAGGUCUCUCUCAUAAGUAAAUCUCCAUUAUUCCAAGACCGUCCUAACCAGAGAAAAGUAAGAUAAAUCCCUAGAACGUUCAUGCAUCGACAAAGUGGUAUCUCAUUUCCAUCAAAUUCAUUCCCGAGUUGUCCCUUUUCUUCUUUC